AUGGAUUCGGGGGGGCCCCCUCUGCCGUGCGGAGGCCUGCGCUGGCGGCUGCUGCAGGCGUUAGAGCCUGCUGCUGCUCUCGAGCUGCAGCAGCAGCAACAGCAGCAGCAGCAGCAGCAGCAGCAGCAGCAAGGCUGCCCCGGAGACUCCUACAGACUCCUACCGCGAAUCGCGCCCGACGAAUUUAGCAGCAGCAGCAGCAGCAGCAGCAGCAACAGCGAUUUCCCCGGCAGCAGCAGCGGCAGCAGCAGCAGUUUUCCGAGCAGCAGCAGCGGCAGCAGCAGCAGCAGAUUCAGCGGCUCGAGCGCCAGCAGCACGACACACGCAAGCAGCAGCAGCAGCAGCAGCAGCAGCAGCAGCAGCGCAGCAGCAGCAGCUCCCGCAGCUGGCCCUCAAAUUCCUGUGGGGCCCUGGCGCUUCUCCGAGUCGACAGCAGCAGCAGUGCUGCAGCUGCUGCAGCAGCAGCAGCAGCAGGGCCCCGUGCUGCUGCUGCAGCAGCGGGGCCUCGACUCGCUGCUCUCCGAGGGCAUUUCCUCUGUCUCUACACUCUUUUGCUGCCCCCACAGCAGCUGCUGCUUAGCUGCUCACUGUGGGGCCCCAGCAGCAGCAGCAGCAGCAGCAGCAGCACUCCAGACCCUCCCGAGCCCUCCGGGCUGGCAGGCGCCCCCGGGCCUCCUGGGGGGCCCCCCGGGGGCCCCCCGGGGGGGCCCCCCGGAAGGGCCCCCGGGGAGGGGCCCCCAGGGGGCCCCCCGGGGGGGGCCCCCGGAAGGGGCCCCGGGGGGGGGCCCCCAGGGGGCCCCCCGGGGGGGCCCCCCGGAAGGGGCCCCGGGGGGGGGCCCCCAGGGGGCCCCCCUGCCCGUUUUGCUGCAGCUGUUUGCAGGGUUUUGCUGCAGUGUUGCUGAAGUGCUGCCAGCAGGUCAUGACUUGGGGGCCUCUGUUGCGCUGCUGUACGAGCUGCUGACAGCACAGGGGGGGGCCCCCCCCUGUCCGCCAGACCCGCAGGGGCCCCCCGCAGCAGCAGCAGCAGCAGCAGCAGCAGCAGCAGCAGCAGCAGCAGCAGCGCUGGAGACCGUGGGGGAGCUGCUGCCGGCCCUGGGGCCCAUAGAAGCCACGCGGCUGAUUUGCUGCGCCCGGCGGCUGGCAGCAGCAGACAAGCAGCUGUUCCCUGCAGCGGUGCUGCAGCAGCAGCAGCAGCAGCAGCAGCAGCUGCAGCAGCAGCAGCAGAAGCAGCGCGAGCAGAACCAGCGGCACGAGCAGCAGCAGCAGCAGCAGCAGCAGCAGCAGCAGCAGCAGCAGCAGCACACCCACCCCUCGGGGGGCCCCCCAGGACCCAGGGGGCCCCCCGUCUUCCUCUCGCAGCAAACUGCUGCUGAGUACUUUAGGGCCCACGGGGUCACUUCCAGGGGGGCCCCCCUGGAGGCCCUGCUGCUGGGGGCCCCCUUGGACUUGGGGGCCCCUGGGGGCCCCCCGGAAGCUGGCGGGAGUGCAGCAGCAGAGCUGCAGCAGACCCUGCAGCAGCUGCUGCAGCAGGGCAGCAGCCAACCUGCAGCAGAGCUGCUGGCAGCAGUUCUGGGGGCUCUUGCUGCUGCUCACGAGGACGCAGCCAACGCAGCAGCAGCAGCAGCAGCAGACCCUGAUGCAGCAGCAGAAGCAGCAACAGCAGCAGCAACUGAGAGUCUGCUGCAGCUGCUGGGGCCUACUCGUGUUGCUGAUGCCCACAGGAUAGCAGCAAGAGGAGCAGCACUAAUUGACGCUGCAGCAAGGCUGCAGAUGUCUACAGAGCAGCAGCAGCAGCAGCAGCAGCAGCAGAAGCAGCAAAGAACAGGGCCCACACUCAUUGGAGCCUCCGUGAAGUUUGUUUCCGGCAAAAACCGAAAAGGCGGGGGAGAGCCGGGGGCCCCCCGGGGCCUCUUAAGGGCCCUUGCUGACGCAGGGUACUUCAAGGUGGACGAGUCGCAGCUGGUGCCGAUAGCUGCGUUGCCGUCGUGGGCGCAGGUGGCGUUCCGGGGUGUACGUACACUGAACGCGCGGCAGAGCGCAGUGUUUGCUGCUGCUUUUUUGUCUCCUUUUUCUUUUUUGGUUUGCGCCCCCACAGGCAGCGGCAAAACCAACAUCGCUUUGCUCGCGCUGCUGCAGCAGCUCCACGAACACCGCCACCUCGCCCCAGCCAGCAGCAGCAGCCGCAGCAGCAGCAGCAGCAGCAGCCGCAGCAGCAGCAGCAGCAGCAGCAGCAGCAGCAGCAGCAGCAGCGGGGAGUUCGCGUGUCCUGCUGCGAAGCACUUCAAGGCAGUGUACAUCGCGCCGCUGAAGUCCUUAGCAGCAGAAGUGACGGGGAAGCUGCGGGCAGCGCUGGGGCCGCUGGGAGUUGCUGUUGCAGAAGCUUCUGGAGAUGUUUGUUUGUCGAAAAAAGAAAUAGAAGAAACUCAUUUGUUUGUUGCAGUUCCCGAGAAACUGGACAUUCUCACGCGCAACAUGAGUGCCUGGGCGGAGCCAGACCCCUGCAGCAGCAGCAGCAGCAGCAGCAGCAGCAGCAGCAGCAGCAGCAGCAGCAGCAGCAGCAGCAGCUUGUUGGACGCGAUCAAGUGCGUCGUUAUUGAUGAAGUUCAUCUUUUAAAUGAACCUCGAGGGCCGGUCAUUGAGGCGCUCGUCGCUCGGCUGUUGAGACACUCCGAAAGGACUCAACGCAGAGUCCGCCUCGUCGGCAUUUCCGCCACUCUCCCCAACUGGGAGGAGGUGGCUCGUUUUUUGCUGGUUUCCCCGGAACACGCCUUUUACUUCGGGCCGGAGACGCGGCCAGUGCCGCUGCAGCAAACCUUCAUCGGCCUCAAAGAUGUGGGGCGCAGCAAGCAGCAGCAGCAGCAAGCUUUUGAUGCUGCAGCAUUUGCUGCAGUGCUGUCAGCAGUGCAGCGGGGGCACCAGGCGAUGGUGUUUGUGCAUUCGCGGCAGGGGACUGUGGCAGCAGCAGAAGCGUUUGCUGCACUUGCUGCUGCUGCGGGGCAGCAGCAGCUGUUUGCUGCUGCUGCAGCGCACCCCACGCCGCAGCAGCAGCAGCUGCUGCAGCAGCUGCUGCAGCGCUCCCGCUACCAAGAACUCAAAACCCUAGCAGCAAAAGGGUUUGGAGUCCAUCAUGCAGGAAUGCUGAAGACAGAUCGAAAACUUUCUGAACAACUUUUUAUUUCCAAAGUUUUUAAAGUUUUGUGCUGCACUUCGACUUUGGCUUGGGGGGUGAACUUGCCUGCGCGCUGCGUGGUGAUCCGCGGCACGCAGGUGCCCGCAGCAGCAGCAGCAGCAGCAGCGGGAGGCGCAGCAGCAGCAGCAGCAGCAGCAGCAGACUUGGGGCCCCUCGACGUGGCUCAAAUUUUCGGCAGAGCCGGGAGGCCCCAGUUCGACUCCAUGGGCGAAGCUGUGCUGCUCACGGAGUACAGCAAACUCACCAAAUAUGUCCGUCUUGCUGCUGCUGCACUUCCCGUGGACUCGCAGCUGCUGCAGCAGCUGCCUAAUGCCUUAAACGCUGAAGUGGCUCUCGGCACUGUUGCUUCUUUGCAAGACGCAGCAGACUGGCUGCGCUACACUUUCCUCUUCGUCCGCAUGCAGGCCCACCCGGAGCUUUACGGGGGCCCCCCGGCCUGGGGGGCCCCCUGGGGGGCCCCCGGGGGGGCCCCCGGGGGGGCCCCCGGGGCCCCGGGGGGCCCCCGGGGGCCCCCGGGGGCCCCCGAAGACCCCUCUUUGCUGCGGCUGCGGCUGGCCCUGGUGGAAGCAGCAGCAAAGACUCUGAACAGAUGCAGGCUGGUCCGUUUUCACCGGAGAGCCGGGCGACUGGACUCGACGGACUUGGGAAGAAUGGCAGCAAAGUUUUAUUUGGAUUUCGAAACAGCAGAAAAGUUCGCGCUGCGGCUCUCGGAGGGGCCCCUGACUGCUGCUGCAGUGCUGCGGACUUUGGCGGAGGCGAAGGACUUCGAGGGGCUGCGGGUGCGCCGCGAGGAGCAGGAGGAGCUGGACCUGCUGCGCUGCAGCAGCAGCAGCAGCAGCAGCAGCAGCAGGAAGGGGCGGGGCUGCUGCCGCAUUCCCUGGAAGGGGGACCCCGACAGCACGGAAGCCAAAGUCUUCACGCUGCUGCAGGUGCUGCUGUCGGGGGCCCCCCUUUGCUGCUCCUCUCUUGCUGCUGAUGCUCACUAUGUGUUUAUGAACUGCGGGCGGCUGGCGCGGGCGCUGCUGGCAGCAGCUUUGGCGGAGAGCAGCAGCAGCAGCAGCAGCAGCAGCGAAGACGCGGAGCUGCUGCUGCAGUGGUGCAAAGCCUUCGAAAGAGGCUUCUGGCCAGACUCUUGCGUGCUGCGGCACUUCUGCGCGCUGGACUGCUUCUCGCGGGACCCGCAGCAGCGGCGGCGCGCGCAGCAGCAGCUGCAGCAGCACGGCAGCAGCAGCAGCAGCAGCAGCAGCAGCAGGAGCAGCAGGAAGUUCGAACUCAGGACCCAGGCCGUCGACAAAAUAGAAAAACUCCGCUUUUCGCAAGAAAGGCUGCUGGCCUUAACUGCUGCUGAACUGGGGGCCAUCUGCAGCAGCAAAGCGGACGGCCAAGACGCCUACUGGGCGCUGCGGCGGGUGCCGUUUGUUGCUGCUGCUGUGUCUGUUGCUGCUCUCGGCAGCAGCAUCAUUCGCGUCACUUUGCUGCUGCAGUUUGCUGCUGGCUUCCAGUGGACUGCAGCAAUCCACGGCGGCGGCGAGCUGUUUCACUUGUGGCUGUCGGAGGCGCGCAGCGGGCUGCUGCUGCACCAAGACACCGUGCUGCUGCAGCAGCAGCACGUGCUGCAGCAGCAAAAGGUGUCCUUCGCGCUGCCGCUGCAGGACCCCCUGGGCCAAACCCACUUCGUUGCUGCUGUCUUGAGUGACCGCUGGGUGGGCGUGGGGACGCAUGUGCCUUUUGCUGCUUCGCAGCUGUUUUCGCCUGCUGCAGCAGCAGCAGCAGCAACGCCGCUGCUGGACGUACACCCCGUGCCCGUCGCUGCGCUGCAGCAACCCCGCUUCGAAGCUCUCUUUCCAUUUUCUUUUUUUAAUCCAAUUCAAUCUCAACUCUUCCACGUUUGUUACCACACGGACUACAACGUGCUGCUGGGGGCCCCCACGGGCAGCGGCAAGACCAUAGUGGCUGAGCUCGCCAUCCUGCGCUGCAUCAAGCAGCAGCAGCAGCAGCAGCAGCAGCAGCAGCAGCAGCAGCAGCGGCUGCGCAACAAAGUCGUCUACAUCGCCCCCCUCAAGGCCCUGGCAGCAGAAAGAGUUAAGGACUGGGAGCAGCGGCUGGGCCGGCAGCUGGGGCUGCGGGUGCUGCAGCUGACCGGCGACUCCGACGAGCCGCCAGCAGCAGCAGCAGCAGCAGCAGCAGCAGCAGCAGAUGUCAAUCCUGCUGCAGCAGACCUGCUCGUCUGCACCCCCGAAAACACUUCUGGAGUUUGCAUGCGUUUUGUGGGGCUUUCCACCGCGCUGGCCAACGCGGCCGAAAUUGGGGCUUGGCUGGGCAUUGGCCGCGUGGGGCUUUUCAGCUUCCGCCCCGCAGUCCGCCCCGUGCCCUGCGCAGUCCACAUCGCUGGGUUUGCACAGAAGGCGUUCUGCCCGCGCAUGGCUGCAAUGAAUAAGCCCACGUUUGACGCAAUCUUGACGCAUGCAGUGGAGUCCUGCAGCAGCAGCAGCAGCAGCAGCAGCAGCAGCAGCAGUUUCGUGCCUGGGGAGUAUCAGGGAGUGUACAGCACGGUGUCUGCACCUGCUGCAGCAGCUGCAGCAGGAGGCGCUGCAGGGGCGUUGGGCGGCGCCGCUGCUGCUGCUUCGGCAGCAGCGGACCCCGCAGCAGCAGCAGCAACAGCAGCAGCAGCAACAGCAGCAGCAGCAGCAGCAGCAGCAACGCGGCUGCGGCCCGUGCUGGUCUUCGUGGCCUCGCGAAGACAAACUCGACUAACAGCUCGAGAGCUCAUCGCGCUGCAGCACAUGAGUGACAGCGGCAUUUCUUUUCUUUGUUUGAAGACGCAGCAGCAGCAAACUGCCUACGCCAACGCCCUCAAGAAAGUCAAGGACCCCACACUGCGUUCCGUGCUGCUGCACGGGGUGUCUAUACACCACGCGGGCCUCAGCCCCUCCGACCGCGAGGUGUCUGCGCAGCUCUUUUCUUUGGGCUGCGUUUUGGUUCUUGUGGCAACAGCAACUUUGGCCUGGGGGCUCAACUUGCCGGCCAGACUCGUCGUGAUCAAG
Molecule: messenger RNA, 6234 nt
Organism: Eimeria necatrix
Lineage: Eukaryota; Apicomplexa; Conoidasida; Eucoccidiorida; Eimeriidae
Exons: 8
Molecular function (GO): ATP binding; nucleic acid binding
Source: RefSeq, a predicted model, not a curated record